CUUCAUACGACUGCUACCCCUCGAGAUGGAAGCAGAGGGUGUUGCAACGACUAGUGAGCCAGCUCAGCCUUCGACCACCGAGUCGCCAUCAAAGCGCCGCCUGAGCGACGCUGAAGCCUCUGCGGCCUCUGUCGACCCUGUCGCCGAGCCCUCAUCAUCCAAGAAGGCCAAAAUGGAAGACAUCUCAGCCCCCGCCUCAACCAAACAAGAGCCCGCCGCCGACCACAUUCUGCCUACAGAGCUCGACGUCGGCAUCACCGAGUAUGUUUCCCCAGACCUAGCAGCAAUUCACGGCGUAAUCAAAGACCGCUUCACCGACUUCCAAGUCAGCGAAGUCGCCCCAGACGGGACCGUCUGCCGCAUCACCGAUCUCGACCCACCCGCGCCUUCUUACGAGGGAGCUGUAGACUUGCGCGAGCAGCUCAGGACCGAGAAAGAGGAGCGUGAUGACCCAACCGGAGAGUUGAAGGCCAAGAGGCUCGAGAGGGAGAAGGCGGAAAGGGAAGAGAUGAAGGCAAAGAGGCAGGAGGAGCAGGAGAAGAACAGGGAAAUGGCUGCCAGGAAGGAUGUGGUCUGGGGCGAUGAGGAUGUGGAGAUGGAGAUGGAAAGCAAACUUAUCGAGCUCGUAGGGCAGAGGGUCAGGGAUGAGGUCAAGGCGCUUUGGGAGCAGGGACCCGAGGGAUUCGAGAAGCCAGCCGCUCAGCCUCAAGCAGAAGGUGAAGAAGCCGCCCAAGCAGCGACAGAGUCGGUGUCUGCUACACGCGGCAGUGAUCGUGGUCGAGGCCGCGGCAGAGGAGGCAGAGGAGGACGUGGCGGUGGUCGAGACAACAAGGACGGUCGACCGCGAGGUGUGGUGCGCGACAAUGGCGACACACGCAAGGUCAUCACAGAUGCUCUGACCAAGGAGACGCGUGGCCAGAUCCAUCACAUCGUUCGCGAGAUGUUCAGGGGACGACUUCUCACCGACACAGUUGAGUCCAAGCCUACGGCUGCUCCGAAGCCCAAGAAGGGUGAAGCAGCAGAGAUCGACGAGGAUGCCCUCAUGAACGCAGCCCAGGCACCUGAGCCGGCAGUAGCAGAGGCUGCCACUUCUACUCCAGCGUCAUCCAUGAUUGCGAUUCGCUGGAAUCCCAGCCCAACAGGCAAGGACCCUCGUCGCCUGGGUCCCUCCCAUGCCAAUCGUCAUCCAGGUGAAGCCGCUUUACCUCCCUACGUUCACUUCCUUCUGCAAAAGACCAACCGCGACUCGCAAGACGCAACCAACAUUCUUGCCCGCGCUCUGCAGCUCGGUGGUGGCGGCGGUGCUGGUCCCUCCCUUGCCAUGCUGAACAAGGCCGCAAGUAAGGAGCUGACCGUUGCGGGUACGAAAGACAAGCGCGGUGUCACUGUGCAGAGGGUCAGCUUACGCCGCGGCAAGAAGACGGCAGAGGACGUGUGGAAGGCUGCGAAUGGGGUUGGGAAAGAGGUGGGAGCUGACGAUGGGCCCGGAGGUGGUCGUGGUGGACGUGGAGGGAGAGGAGGACGAGGAGGAAGAGGUCGAGGUGGCGGCAAUUUUGGCAAUCGCGACGCACCCCGCAAGACGUGCCUCGACGCCGUAUCCUCCCGCGGUGACCGAGGAAUCCGCAUAGCCCACGUCACAUACUCAGACCGCCCGCUCUUCCUAGGCGACCUCAUGGGCAAUCGCUUCAGCAUCGUCCUACGCGCCGUCACUUUCCCGGACGAAGUUGUGGUUCACCGGGCCGUUGAAGUGCUACGUACUCGCGGUUUCAUCAACUACUACGGGAUGCAGCGUUUCGGAACCUCCUCCCUUCCCUCGCACAAGGUGGGUAUCCCGCUCAUCAAGGGCGAUUUCCGAGGGGCGGUGGAGCUGCUACUUGCAGAGAGGCCGGAGGAUGUUCCUGAAGCUCGGGUGGCCAAGGCGCACUACCGCCAGGGAGGGGCACAAGCGAUGCGCGAGGCUUUCUACACCAUGCCCCGCUGGGCCGUCGCCGAGAGGGCGCUGCUGAGCAAGCUGAGUGAUGAGGAGCAGCAGAGGGCUAAGCGCGGAGGCGGGGCUGCCGGGGGUCGCGACUGGCAUGCUUGCUUUGCGGCUGUGCCCAAGAGCUUAAGGACGAUGUACAUUCAUGCGCACCAGUCUUACAUUUGGAACAGGCUUGCGUCGGAGAGGGUUAAGCGGUUCGGGCUCGAAAAUGUCGUUGAGGGCGACUACGUUCUCCUCGAGGGAAGCGAUGAAGAGGCUGCAGGAGGUGAUGGGGACGACAGAGCCGAAGACAACGACGACGACGACGAUGCUGCCAACGGCGAGGGCUCAAAGGACGACGGGCAGCCAUCAGUCAUCGCCCCUGCAAGCAAGCAAACAAUCACCGAGCUCCCCAAAGUCAAGAUACUCACCGCAGAAGAGGCCGCCUCCGGUCGCUGGACGAUCCACGAUGUGGUGAUCCCAUCGUGCGGAUACCACGUUCAGCUGCCCGCCAACUCGUGGAUGACACCGGUGCACGACGCUCUUCUGAAGGCUGACGGGCUGACCAUGGAGCAGCUGACGUCUACCCGCCGCGCACUCGAUCUAACGCUCAGGGGCACGUACAGGCGUCUGCUCCAUCGACCCAAGAAUGUCGAAUACGGUUUCAUUAAGUACGACGACGCGACGGUCGCCCUCAAUCAGAGCGAUGAGGAUCGUGUUCUCGGCAUCGACCCGGCGCCGCCUGCUUUCCCUACUGUCAAGGAGGCCGAGGACGCGUACACCGCCAGUGCAGCCGCAAGCGACAGGGGCGAUGGAGAGAGCGUCACUGCAUCUGCGCCGUCUCUUGCACUCAAGGUCACCUUCGAGCUUGGAACGGCCGCCUACGCCACGAUGGCCUUGCGCGAGCUCACCAAAGUCGACACCUCUUCUGCUCAUCAGAAGACGCUCUCCGCCGGCAAUGAGCAACAACAGCAGCUACGCGGUGGGAAUGGCGGUGGACCUGCUCCUCAUGUCAAUUGGCUCGGCGUAAGCGUUAGGCGCGGCGAGAAGGUCAACGAGGUUGCGCUAAAGAAGGGGAGCAAGCAGCGUGUCUGGGGAGCAAAGAAGGAGGGGGACGACGGUACGGCAGCAGCAGCAGCUGCAGAGUCCAGCGAGCAGCCUGAAGAGGGCGCAGAUGGUCAGACGAGCAUCGACGGCAACAAGCCUGGCGUGACGACCACUGUGUCUGAUGCAUUUCGGCGCGAGAUGGAGGCGCUGAAGAGGGGUGAGCGCGGCGAGGCAGGGACGGGAGGUGACGAUGGUGAUGCGGAGGAUGCCAUGGCUAACCCGUGAUGGCGAACAGAGGGAAGACAGGCUACGGAGCACCAUUCAUAGCAGCAGACUGUGCAAUCAAAUAGACUAGCAGACGCG
Molecule: messenger RNA, 3370 nt
Organism: Jaminaea rosea
Lineage: Eukaryota; Fungi; Basidiomycota; Exobasidiomycetes; Microstromatales
Product: pseudouridine synthase
Exons: 1
Coding region: 26-3292 (1088 amino acids)
Biological process (GO): pseudouridine synthesis
Cellular component (GO): nucleus
Molecular function (GO): RNA binding; pseudouridine synthase activity
Source: RefSeq, a predicted model, not a curated record